CCCAUGACUGUUAAGCCUGCUAGCCAUUAAACUGGAUGUUAUCAGUACAGACAAACUUUAAAAAAAAAAAAGUAAAGGAUUAUAAUAAUUCAAUCACAGUCCAGGUUCACUGGGCACAGACUGCAGCCUUCAUAUAAAGACACCUUUCUUGUUGGUUUCACUCACAUGAAAGGAAAUCACAGUCCGUAGAUCAGCUGCACAUCAAAGAAGAGGACUACAACAUGUCUAAAAAGGAAGAUAUAGAGCUAAGAAAUCAAGAAGAUACCCACACGUAUAACUCUAUUCCGGAAGGCAAAGAAGAGAAGAAUGUGAAAAAUGGCAUAGACAACUGCAGCUUUAUUGCAGAAAAAGAUGUUAAACAAAAGGAUGGCAUAGACAACAAUGCCUUUAUUCAGAAAGAUGAACUGACUACACCACAUGAAAAUGACCGCACAGCUGUAUCUGUUGCUGUCCCCCUGGAUUCUCCAGAUGUGCAGCUAACGCAGGAUGGUAAAAUCAAGCCUUAUGCCGGAAUGCCCAAAGAAGUGUUGCUACAGUAUUCAGGACAGGCUUGCUACCGAUUGCCUCGAGAGAUUUUGUUCUGGCUGUCGAUUCUGAUGACACUUUUACUUAUCGCAUCAACGAUUACCAUCAUUGCCCUGUCACCCAAGUGUCUUGACUGGUGGCAGAUCAGUCCAGUGUACCAGGUAUAUCCCAGGUCAUUCAAGGACUCCAAUGAUGACGGCGUCGGGGAUCUUAAAGGUAUUCAAGAAAAACUGGAUCACUUUCAAUAUUUAAACAUAAAAACUAUCUGGAUUAGUCCCUUUUACAAGUCGCCUAUGAAGGACUUUGGCUAUGAUGUUGAAGACUUCAGAGAAAUUGAUCCUUUGUUUGGAACAAUGGCUGAUUUGGAAAGUUUAAUUGUGAGCCUCCAUGACAAAGGAAUGAAGCUAAUCAUGGAAUGCAUUCCUAACCAUACAAGUGACAAACAUAAGUGGUUUCAACUAAGUCGUAAUCGGACUGGAAAAUACACUGAUUAUUAUAUAUGGAAGGACUGCAAACAAGAUGGAAUAGUCAAACCUGUAAACAACUGGGUGAGUGUUUUUGGAAAUUCUUCAUGGGAGUAUGAUGAAGUGAGAGGCCAGUGUUACUUUCAUCAGUUUCUGAAAGAACAACCAGAUCUGAACUUCCGAAACCCAGAUAUAAUGAAAGAAAUGCAGGACAUUAUGGCCUUUUGGUUUGAAAAAGGAGUAGAUGGAUUUAGACUCGAUGCCAUCAAAUUCCUUCUAGAAGCAGAACAUCUACGAGAUGAACCACAAGUCAAUUCAUCUCAAAAGCCGGAAGAUAUUGUAAACCAUUCUGAGCUUCACCAUGACUAUACCACCACUCAGCUUGGCCUGCAUGACAUAGUUCAAAGCUGGCGUCAUUUUUUCGACCAGUACAGCCGAGAGCCUGGUAAAUACAGAUUUAUGGUUGCUGAGGCAUAUGACUAUGAAGAAAUUCAAAAGACAAUGAUGUACUAUGGAACAUCUUUAGUAAAAGAAGCAGAUUUCCCCUUCAAUUUUUACCUCAUCGAUCUUCCUGAUGACAUGUCUGGAAAUGGCGUCUUCAGACUUGUUGAUUUAUGGAUGAAGAAUAUGCCUGAAGGAAAAUGGCCAAACUGGGUGGUUGGAAACCAUGACAAUCCAAGAAUCAUAUCCAGAGUGGGGGAAGAAUACAACAAUGUCAUCAAUAUGCUACUUUUGACUCUUCCAGGAACUCCAACCACUUAUUAUGGUGAAGAGAUAGGAAUGAAAAAUAUUAAUGUAUCAGAUGAUGAAAUCCAAGAUCCCUUUGGAAGAUUCGAUCCUACCGAAAACAGAGACCCAGAGAGAUCGCCAAUGCAGUGGGAUUCCAGCCCUUAUGCUGGCUUCAGUAAAAAUAAAACAUGGUUGCCUGUUCAUCCAGAGUAUGAGACAAUAAAUGUUGACGUACAGAAGAAUCAGCCCAACUCUUCUCUGAAUCUUUAUCGAGAAUUAAAUAUUUUGCGUCAAAAAGAGCUUCCUUUUCAAAGAGGAUGGCUGUGCUAUAUAUGGAACAGUACUGAUCUGUUUGUGUACAUACGAGAGCUUGAUGGUUUGAACAAAGCAUUUAUGAUGGUACUCAAUUUUGGUAAUGCUGCUGAAUUAUCACUCUCAGAAAUUUAUGCUGACAUUCCAAGUGAAGUAAAAAUACGGGUGAGCACAAAGUUCACCAACAAUGGUCAAAAAAUCAGCACCAAGCUAAUCAAAACUGAAAAAGGUGAGGGCCUUGUUUUAGAAUACAAUACUAACAAAAGAGUCCAUAACAAUGAAAAGUUUAAAAAUAACUGCUAUGUCUCUGAAAAAGCUUGUUAUUUAAAUGUGCUAGAUAUACUGUACAAGAACUGUUAGUGCUAGCCAACGUGUUCUCAGCAUACAGGAAGUAAAAUUAGCUUUUCUGUUCAACUGUACUAGGUAAAAAAAAUAAGUUUUCACCAGUUUAUUAUUGAUAAAAGUAAAAGCAAAAAUUGUACACUGUGGUUUCUGCACAUUAAAUUUAAACAAUGCAUUUUUUCUGUUUUGUGUACCAUCUUUUAAACAGAAAACUUUUAUUGAUGUAAAUAAAGUAGAAUGAAAUGUUUAUGGCAUGCCAUUAUUUUCUUAUAAAAAACUUGACUCACUUCAAAUUUUGCUCAUACCGACAAGAAGAUUCAGGAUACAUAAUGAAAGAAAAUAAGCCAGCAAUAUUAUAGGUUCAUAGAUUUGUACUAGGCCAACUACGCUUGUGGGCCACUUUAAGUCUAGCCAAUUACCCCAUGUGAGAAUCAAACCCUGUACCUUCUGUCUGUAAAGUAAACAUCUUAAACAUUAUGCCAACAUCCCACUCUAAAAAACUCCUCUCUGGAUUUGAACCCUGGAUCACCUGUAUUCCGUCUUUAAAGUCAGUGUACUUACACCUUUUGCCACAGACAGUUUUAUGAUGUAUAUAUUCAAAUUAUACAAAGCUAAACUAAAGCCUCAGAUCAGUGCAAAAACUGAGUAUACAC
Molecule: messenger RNA, 3025 nt
Organism: Protopterus annectens (West African lungfish)
Lineage: Eukaryota; Metazoa; Chordata; Ceratodontiformes; Protopteridae
Gene: SLC3A1
Product: solute carrier family 3 member 1
Exons: 11
Coding region: 222-2390 (722 amino acids)
Biological process (GO): carbohydrate metabolic process; amino acid transport
Source: RefSeq, a predicted model, not a curated record